AUGAUGAUGAGGGUGCUGCUUAUCUGCGUGGCGAGCUGCCUCCUGGUGGUGAAUGGUGAAGACAUUAUCAACCGCUGCACCUUAGCCAAGUUGCUGUAUGAGGAGGACUUGGAUGGGUAUGAGGGCUAUACCCUGCCUGACUGGCUGUGCUUGGCUUUUGUGGAAAGCAACUUCAACAUAUCAAAGGUGAAUGAGAAUGUGGAUGGCAGCUUCGACUACGGCAUCUUCCAGAUCAACAGCCAUUACUGGUGCAAAGACUACCACAGUCAUUCAGAGAACUUCUGCCACUUGGACUGUCAAGAACUACUGGAUCCCCACCUCCUUCCAUCCAUCCAAUGUGCAAAAAAGAUUGUGUCUAUGUCAGGAGGGAUGAGAAACUGGGCAGAAUGGAAGUUGCACUGUUCGGGACGGCCGCUCUCCUACUGGCUGACAGGGUGCCGUCUGAGUUGA
Messenger RNA from Psammomys obesus (fat sand rat), 450 nucleotides. RefSeq names its product lysozyme like 6 (gene Lyzl6). Bases 1 to 450 code for a protein of 149 amino acids. NCBI's taxonomy places the organism in Eukaryota, Metazoa, Chordata, Mammalia, Rodentia, Muridae. Gene Ontology annotation, molecular function: lysozyme activity. Gene Ontology annotation, biological process: fusion of sperm to egg plasma membrane involved in single fertilization. The transcript has 4 exons. The record is from RefSeq and is a predicted model, not a curated record. Gene Ontology annotation, cellular component: sperm flagellum; acrosomal vesicle.